This is a messenger RNA of Dichotomopilus funicola, 1695 nucleotides long. RefSeq lists its product as uncharacterized. Bases 1 to 1695 code for a protein of 564 amino acids. The transcript has 2 exons. The record is from RefSeq and is a predicted model, not a curated record. NCBI's taxonomy places the organism in Eukaryota, Fungi, Ascomycota, Sordariomycetes, Sordariales, Chaetomiaceae.
AUGGCUGAGGAAGCCCCUUAUCGUCGGCCUGGGAGCCUUGACUUUGGGCGGAUCGAAUCGCUUCUGGCAGCUCGUGCCUCGGCGUGUGAAGAUGAUAUCUGGGCUCUGAGGGAGGAUCCCGGUUAUUUCUCCGAUCAGAUGUUGAUCUACCGCGAGCACAGACAAGAGUUGAUCCCCGACACUCGCGGACAACCCCAUCCAGUUUUCAAGGGCCAAAUGUCCGUAUUCUGGGAGCGUGUCAUUGGCAACACAUUACUAUCAUCCCACGUUCAACUCGAAGUAUUCUCCGAGCUGCGGCGCCAGGCCGAAGAGCUGAGAAAACUCCAGGCCAAGUACGAGGGCAAACUUUCGCCGCUCAAAGACCUGCCGGAAGACUAUCUCCUAGGAAUCCUACGCUUCCGCCACUUCAUCAACCAGCUUGCCAAAGAAUGGCUGAACGACCUCAAGACGAGUGUCGUGGCCUCGCCUCCACUGCGCAGUUGGUUUGUUCGCCAGCCUGCCCAAGAUAUCAAGAUGAUCCUGAUCCAGGGCAAGCCGGGUCACAAGAAAGCCAAGGUGGAAGGGGAACUACUUUGGCUUCUGCAGACCUUGUGGGAGGAUGGCCAGAAUCUCUUGUUGGCCCGAUUGCCGGAUAUCGUGGAUGAGCUUGAGCGCUUGAUUAGCACAGAGCCGCGGGCCCGGGAACUGGUGUCUGGCUACAUCGCUGGACGUAUCGGUGACUUGUCCAUCCUCUGCGAGUGUCUUCGGCAGGUCAACAUUUACCAGCCGUGGGCGAACGGAUAUGAGAGUGCUCUGAUGGACAGAGAGAAAAGCAUUAACAAGGACCUUGAGGCUUGGAAGGACACUUGGAUUGGCGUCCUGAGGAUGUUCAAGUCACGGCCUGUGUGCGAUAGCUUCACUCUUGCGGAGCCGAGAGACAAAAGAUUCUUUUACCCCGUCGAGAAGCGCCGAACUAAGGAGACUGUCGACGCUUUGCGGCAAGCUGAGGCCAACCUUGAUGCAUUUUGGGGCAAGAUCGAUAUUUUUCUUAAUGCAAAGGCCGGGGAUAUUAGUAGAAGCGCGUUGCGGAAGUUGCUUUCUCGAGGCCGCACCCUGCAGCGAGCACCAGGAUGGGUUGCCCCGGCCGUCCCCGACAAGACAAAGACAUCGAAAUCAGCUCCAGUAUCAAUCGAUAACGACUCCAUUUACCGUCCUCUCUCAACUCUGUACUUCGAACUAGAAAAUCCGCCAAGGUCAACCUCUGCACCAGCCGCAUCCCAAUCCAAAACCAAAGGCAAGACCCGCGGCACAGCCUCACAAAAUCCACCGCCAUCCGUCGAAGCCCGCCUCAACACCCUUACUCUCAACCCCGACAACCUCCUCGACGCCCAACCCACCUUCGCGGUCGACGCCCGCGCACUCAAGGUCUUCCGUGCUCUCUUCUUCAGCCCCGCCGUGACGUCCACUCCCGGAGAAGUCUCCUGGACCGACUUCUUACACGCCAUCACCACCGGCGUCGGAUUCCGGGCGGAGAAGCUGUAUGGGUCGGUCUGGCACUUCCAGCCGCCGAGCACGUUGGAUGUAGAGCGGACUAUCCAGUUCCAUGAGCCGCAUCCCGUGGGCAAGAUCCCGUUUCGGACGGCACGGAGGAUGGGAAGACGGUUGGUGAGGUCGUAUGGGUGGUGGGUUGGGAGGUUUGUUCUGAAGGAGAAAUGA